ACCGAGCAAUCCGUGCGGUAGACAUUUCGGCAUGUCGACCCCGAUAGCUCUCUAUAUAAUCCGUCUUGGUUUCUCUACUAUCGUCGUCAAUCAUGGAGAAGACAUUCGGUGACCUCGUUCCGUUCGCUGACCCGCCGUGGUACCAAGCUAUCAAAUCACCCUACUACAACGAAUCCCACGCUCGUUUACGGGCUGCUGUACGUCAGUACGUCGAGAAAGAGCUUCGUCCUCACGCGGAGGAAUGGGAGGUAGAGGGCAAAAUCCCUGACGAGGCUUUCAAGAAGCAUGCCGAGCAAGGUUUCGUCGCAGCUGCUAUCUGGCCAUUGCCUAAGGAAGAUAUGAAGAAAUUGGGAACCAAGCUGCCUGGCGGGGUCCAUCCCGACGAAUGGGAUGCCUUCCACGACUUCAUCUGCCACGACGAGCUUAUGCGCAUCGGCUACCUUGGAGUGAAUUGGGGAAUCUCCACAACGGGUAACGUCAUCGGUUUCCCUCCCGUCGUCGAGUUCGGCACGCAUCCAUUGAAGUCUGAACUUGUCCCUCAAGUCUUACGUGGUGAGAAGAGGUUUUGUUUGGGCGUUACGGAACCAGAUGCUGGAAGUGAUGUCGGUGGGAUCACGACGACUGCGGAGAAGGCUAGAGAUGGCACUCACUACCUCGUCAACGGAGCAAAGAAGUGGAUCACCAACGGUGUCUUUGCGGACUACAUGACCACAGCGGUGCGUACCGGUGGUCCUGGAGCGUCUGGUAUCUCGGUACUUGUCGUCCCCCUCGAUACUCCCGGCGUAACCCGCCGCAAGAUCCACAACUCCGGCGUCAACGCAUCUGGUUCCACCUAUGUCGAGCUCGACAACGUGAAGGUUCCUGUCUCCAACCUCCUCGGCAAGGAAGGCGAAGGUUUCAAGAUCAUAAUGUCCAAUUUCAACCACGAACGGUUGUGGCUCUCGUACCAAGCCAACCGCAUGUCACGCUGCUGCGUGGAAGAUGCCCUCCUCCACGCAAUGAAUCGCCAAGCAUUCGGCAAAGCACUCAUCGAACAACCCGUCAUCCGCGCAAAGCUCUCUGAGAUGGGCCGGCACGUGGCAGCGUCCCACGCUCUCCUCGAGCAACUCGUCUACCACUUCUCCCGCUCCACUCGCGCCGAAUCAGACGCCGACCUCGCUGGACUCAUCGCGUUGGCUAAGGUACAGUGUACCCGCUCCCUGGAAAUCGUUAACCGGGAGGCGCAGCAAGUGCUUGGCGGGUUGGGAUACCAGCGUGGAGGGAGGGGUGGUAGGAUUGAGCAGAUCAGCCGAGAUUUGAGAGUCAUGGUUGUCGGGGGUGGGAGCAUUGAAAUUGUGAGUGAUUUGGCUAUGAAGCAGGGUUUGAACAGUGCAAGGAGGAAGGGGGCGAAGAUUUGAUGUAGCAUGAGGUAGACUACCAGUAUGUCGAUCUGAGAUCUCUUAGGGUAGUAUCCAGCAAUCUAGGGUAGCUACCAGUCACCAUAAGGAUCGCCAAAAGCUUCAC
This is a messenger RNA of Saitoella complicata NRRL Y-17804, 1503 nucleotides long. RefSeq names its product acyl-CoA dehydrogenase NM domain-like protein. The transcript has a single exon. Lineage: Eukaryota; Fungi; Ascomycota; Saitoellomycetes; Saitoellales; Saitoellaceae. The record is from RefSeq and is a predicted model, not a curated record. Bases 93 to 1397 code for a protein of 434 amino acids. Gene Ontology annotation, molecular function: flavin adenine dinucleotide binding; acyl-CoA dehydrogenase activity.